AUGCCUUCCAAGAUCUACUCACUCGUUGGAUUCCAAGAUCAGAAACAAAAGCUGGAGAGCUCAUCAGAUGCCUUCGAACUUGGGAAAUCCAAACCCACAUUCGCCUCCGAGGUCAGCACCUUCGGAGUGGACACUCAAGAAGGCGAUAAGCUGAAGAUAUUUUGGUCGAGAGCCUUGACCUGCAUUAUUGCGCCAUUGUUUGUGACUGGCUACUACGUCGGACUCUAUCUACAUUGGAUAUCCUCAUAUGAUGCUGAUGGUCCUGUUCCUCAAGGCCCAAUUGGUGGCCGUUGGGCCUAUUACAUUUGGUUCGCUGUCAGUGCUCUCGGUAUUGGUUUGUCCAAGUAUGGAUUGGCAGGCGUUGAAGCUUCAAUGCUCAUGGAGAAGAAGUGGACAACAGACAAUGCAAUGCAACUGAUGACUCAUUGCGACAAGACUUGGUCAGGACCUGCUGGUUGGAUCUCUAUGCGAGUGAAACCUUCCAAAACGUGGAUUCUUCUCGCUACCCUCAGCAUGGCCCCAUACUUUGCCUUACCAUUGUCGGGCUUCACCCUUCAGCUAAGUACCGGUUAUCCAUCAAGUGCUUCCCAAGGUUCGACCGCGACGGUUCUUGGUCAGAGACCUGAUAGUUUUCUCGAUCAAAAAGUUGAUGAUGUCUUUACACGGUCCUUGAACCACUGGCGGUUUGCUAGUCCUGCAGUACUUACGAGUCGGUCGGCAUUCUAUCUUCCCGCUGACAAUGCAUCCAGUCUUGACCGAAGUUGGCUGCAAUCAUUCCCAAAUGAAUGGCCUGAUGAUCACCAAGUCACAACCUUCAUCGCUCCUCAAUCCCGAGAUGUUGUCGAAGGAGAGGCCUGGGGUCUCGAAACCUCAUUGAAUUGCACCAUUGUGUCAUCGUUGUCACAAUUUGAACUUUUGAGCCAGAGAAACAAAGAUGCAACGGCGCCUAGAUGCCCACCAAUUAACUUCAACAGUUCUGACUUGCUUCCAGAAUAUGAAGGGCUUCCCGACCUGUGCGACUUCGAUGUUUAUAUCCUUUCACCAAUCGAUAACGAAGUAUACUACAUGAUCGACCCAACCUUGUAUUUAUUUCCGAUCGGCAUGAUGGAGAUAGGGGUUAAAUAUGAUAAAACUGCUUAUGAUGAGACCUUCAGCGAUCCAAACCCCGUUCUUUUGGAGGCAGCUUUGUGGCAGAAUCCUAUCACAAUGGCGGAGAAGUGUCCUCCUCUAGACCACCUUGUGUCAAAUGACCUUGGAGUCUCGAUACCAGAUUUUCAGAAGAGCUUUGCCCUCAACAAUGUCACAAGUCUGCUUGUCGGAGAUGAUGCUGAUCAAAGUCCCAAACAACUCGAGGCAAUAGGGUUUCAAUGUCGGUCAUCAUUUCGUACUGGAACUGCCACUGUCAAUGGCCGCUCAGGCACAUAUUCAUCCUUCACCGUGCAAGAAGCAGACCCGAUUUAUUCUGCCACUGCUGUGCCCCUGCCAACGGCUUUGCCACGCAUCUUCCGAAGCGAGGUUGCAUCUGCCCUAACUCUGUUAGAGAUUAAUUCGGUCCAGGCCUUCAAUGAAGCAAUCGACGAUAUCGGCGUGGAUUUCUCAGGUAUUGGCAUGGGUUCAUUGAACCCCAUGUCUUACAUAGCCUCCAAUGCCUCGUGGUUGCAGAACAUCUAUCGAGCCGCCGAGGCGUACUAUGCGCAGCCUCUCUUCUGCGACGAAGACGGCAACGUGAACGUCACUCUGACAAGCACCUGGCAGCAACUACAACUAAUCAACUCCACACAAUUUCUCACCAGCUUCAUCCGUGCCCAAAAAGCGUACGCCUUGGAGAUGACAGCACCGACCGCGCGAGAAAGUCAACAGAUGGCUUGGACUGGCGCGCUGAGAACUGUAUCUCCAACCUUGAUCAUCGCAUCCGGCGAUGUACCACCACAGAUAGUGAUUGCACUCCUGGCAUUCUGGGCUCUGGGAUGUUCAAUCCUAGGCCUAACGUAUGGGCUGCGACAGCGAUGGAGCGAGACCCUCGAUGGCUUCAGCAUGUUCCGCUUUGGAAGCGACAACCCACACUUCAAUGCCAAGAAUGGUGGUCGUGGGGGAGAUGGUGGCGGAACAGCAAGACGCUACGCUGAUUGCCCGGGCCUGAAAGAGUUACCGGGUCUUAUCGGGGAUGCAAGACCUGAUCGAAGCGUUGGUUACAUUACCCUGGUUGAAGAAUGGAGAGGUGUCGCGAGUCGCGACAAGAAAUAUCUCUGA
Messenger RNA from Exophiala bonariae, 2250 nucleotides. RefSeq lists its product as uncharacterized. The record is from RefSeq and is a predicted model, not a curated record. Lineage: Eukaryota; Fungi; Ascomycota; Eurotiomycetes; Chaetothyriales; Herpotrichiellaceae. Bases 1 to 2250 code for a protein of 749 amino acids. The transcript is spliced from 3 exons.